Phascolarctos cinereus (koala) is the source of this 3083-nucleotide messenger RNA. RefSeq names its product F-box protein 46 (gene FBXO46). NCBI's taxonomy places the organism in Eukaryota, Metazoa, Chordata, Mammalia, Diprotodontia, Phascolarctidae. Gene Ontology annotation, molecular function: protein binding. The record is from RefSeq and is a predicted model, not a curated record.
ACCCGGAAGUGGAGGCAGGAGGGCGAGUGAGUGGAUUGAGUGGAGUGAGUGAGUAGGGGACUCCCUGGCGCGGAGCGACCUGCGGGCGCCCGGAGCGGGUGGCUCUGGGCGCCUUCAUCUCCACCGCCAGGUCUUCAGCAUGUGGUGACACUCCUCUGGCCCAACAGCCAUGGACCCCAGCAGCCUCUCUCCAGUGCAGCUCUGGUGCCCAAGGCCCUUUGGUACCUAUUCUCAGAAUCAGCCCCGCUCCGCGGCCCCCUCCUCUCGAAAGCCCCCACCUCCCCCUGCCUGCCCAGAGCCCGGGAGUGGUAGCAGCAUCGGCACCAGCGAUGGGCUGGCCAGAUCAGAGAACACGCCUCCAGUCCCCGCAGCCCCCGCAGCUCCCCUGCUUUCCACGGCCCCUGGUGAAGAGGGCCGGGUCCUGCUCGAUACCUGGUAUGUCAUCAAGCCAGGCAACACCAAGGAGAAGGUGGCUUUUUUUGUGGCCCACCAGUGCGGUAGUGGUGCCAGUCGGGCCAGCGCCGGGAAGGUCAAGGGCCACUGGGGCAGUGACAGUUCCAAGGCCAAGCGGAGGCGCCGCUGCCUUGACUCCACCAAGCCCCGCCCCAGCCCCGGGAAGCCUCCUGAUGUCGUGGGAGAGGAGGACCAGCAGCUGCCUGCUCCUGGUGAGACAAUUGCCGGUGCCCCCGAGGACGUGGACCUGCUCUCCGUGGCCGAGAUGGUGGCCCUGGUGGAGCAGAGGGCGGCUCUGGCCCUGCAGAGCUACCCCCGCUCUGGGCCCCCCACUCCCGUUGUGUUCGUGUCAGCCGCCGAGCAGGGCGCCCGGGGCUCCGGUGGGGAGCGACGGCCAGGCGGCGACUGCAGUCGUGUGGCCGAGGCCGUGGCCCACUUUGAGGCCCAGCGAGAUGGGCCUCGCAAGGAGGAGAUGCACACAGGGGACGGGGGCCGCAGCGGAGGACCUGGCGAGGUGCGCAUCGCCUUUCGAAUCUCCAGCGGCCGUGAGCCCCGCUCUCCGGAAGGCAGCCAGCCAGGGGCGGGCUGCAGCGGCCGGCCAGGGUGCGCAUACGCCGGAGGGCCGGGCCCCAGUAGCCGGGCCCAGGACAAGAUCACCUGUGACUUGUACCAGCUCAUCAGCCCGUCCCGGGACGCCCUGCCCAGCAACGUGGACUUCCUGCUGGCCCGGGCGGAUGAGGCCGGCGAAGGGGAGGCCGCAGGAGCCACCCGCUCCGAGGGGCCUCCGGAAAGAGCUGCUGGGGAUAAGCCCCCGGCCCCGCCCCCGCCCCCCACGGGGGUCCGGGAGUGCGGGGGAGCUGGCGCUGCAGGCUUCCACGUGGACGUGGUGGUCACCGGUGUGGUGGAUGAGUGUGUUUUCUUCGGCAAGGACGGUGCAAAGACUGUGAAGGAGGAGACAGUGUGCCUGACGGUCAGCCCCGAGGAGCCCCCGCCCCCGGGCCAGCUCUUCCUGCUGCCAGCCCGCGGGGAGCCGGCGCCCGAGGCGCCGGCCGCCCCGGAGGCGCCGGCCGCCCCGACGCCGGAAGGCGGAGAGCCUGAGACGGCAGGCGGGGCCUCCGAUGCCUCCCUGUGCCGCCUCUACCACCACGUCUCGCAUGACUUCCUGGAGAUCCGCUUCAAGAUCCAGCGCCUACUCGAGCCUCGCCAGUACAUGCUGCUGCUGCCGGACCACGUCCUGGUGAAGAUCUUCGGCUACCUGCCCACCCGCGCCCUGGCCGCCCUCAAGUGCACUUGCCACUACUUCAAGUGCGUCAUCGAGACGUUCGGCGUGCAGGCCACGGACUCCCGCUGGAGCCGCCACCCGCUGUACCGGGACGACCCCUGCAAGCAGUGCCGCAAGUGCUACGAGAAGGGGGACGUGUCGCUGUGCCGCUGGCACCCCAAGCCCUACCACCACGACCUGCCGUACGGCCGCUCCUACUGGAUGUGCUGCCGGCGGCCCGACAAGGACACGCCGGGCUGCCGGCUGGGCCUGCACGACAACAACUGGGUGCUGCCCUGCCACACGCUGGCAGGCUCCCGGCCCGGCCGCGAGGACGCCAGGUGAAGGGGGGGGAGGGGGAGGGAGUGCCCGCCCCCCCCUCCCAGCCCCUCCGCCGAGCGGUAGCCGAUCAAACCGGGAACGAGGAGCCUGCCAGAGACACCCCCUUUGAUCGGCUUUGUCACUUAAGCCCUGUGGACAGUCUGCUCUCCCUAAGGUGUUUUGGGCCCGGGAAUGGAGAAGGCAUCUCAGUAAUAUGUGGUCUUCAUCUCAGCCCCCUCUCCUCCUCUCCUCCUCUGAUCUGGCCUCACCAGGUGGGGAUGGUGCUGGGGUAUGAGCCAGGGCCCUGUCCCCUUUCAGUCUCUCCCCACAAGGGCCCUGCCAGCAGAGAGUAGACUGAGGCCUUGUCCAACACCCCGACAUAUCCCCAUCUGUCCAUCUCCUCCAGUCCUCACCGUCAUUUCUCUUGAAUCCCCAGUGCCCCCUCCCCUAGACUGCUUGUUACCUUCACUGUCCCUCCUGUCCACGCUCCUGGACAGUCUCCAGACCUCUAGUUCCUUCUCUCUACCCCCCUCCCCCAUUCCCCCUUCAUGUUUCUCUCCAGUCUCUGGAAGAGACAUUAGCAGCAUCUUCUCCCAAAUCUGCCUCAUCCAUAAUCUCCCCUGCCUCUUCCUUGGAGUAGGGAGAAGGAAAAACAUUUUUUUUUAAAGAUUUGAAUCCAUUUGCUUCUCACCCCACAAUUUAAAGCAACCCCCAAUCCCAAAGCUGUGAAUCCUUUCUGAGAGUGGUGGGAACCUGGCUUGGAAUUUCUGGGUUUCCCACUUCAACUCAGAGCAAACUCUGGGGGGCUCUGGUGCUCUCUUUGCAGGGCUAGGCUCACCUCCACUUGGCUCCCAGAAGAAAAACAGACUCCUGGGUUUCUUGGGGAAGCUGGGAAUCCAAUCUGGGACAGUCUAAUUUUGUUUUUGUUUAUUUGUUUUGUGGUGGGUUUUUUGUUUGUUUUUACAUCUUUGUGGUUCUGAAUGCUUCUAAUGUGUGGCAGUCUGGCCGGUUUGGGAAUCGGCCCUUUCUAUAAAGCAGCUAUUUAUAA